This is a messenger RNA of Impatiens glandulifera, 2091 nucleotides long. RefSeq names its product endoglucanase 6. Gene Ontology annotation, biological process: carbohydrate metabolic process. The coding region runs from base 109 to 1986 and encodes 625 amino acids. The transcript is spliced from 8 exons. The record is from RefSeq and is a predicted model, not a curated record. NCBI's taxonomy places the organism in Eukaryota, Viridiplantae, Streptophyta, Magnoliopsida, Ericales, Balsaminaceae. Gene Ontology annotation, molecular function: carbohydrate binding; hydrolase activity, hydrolyzing O-glycosyl compounds.
CCAUCCAUAAAUACAAAUCCUUCUCUUUCCCCAAAAUCCCAUUCCCUCUUCUUCCUCUUCUGAGCUUAAUCGAUCAGCAUUGUUAAGUUGGUCGGCCUGUAAUUAAUAAUGUCUCCUUUGCUUCUUCUGCUCUUCUGUUUUCUAAUUCCUGGAGCUUUCGCCGGCGGCCAUGAUUAUGCCCAAGCUCUCACAAAGGGUGUCAUGUUCUUUGAAGCUCAGAGAUCUGGUUAUCUCCCUAGUAAUCAAAGAAUCCAAUGGAGAGGCAAUUCUGGUCUCGCGGAUGGAAAGAUCAACGGGGUGGAUUUGGUGGGAGGAUAUUAUGAUGCAGGGGAUAAUGUGAAGUUUGGAUUGCCAAUGGCGUUCACGAUAACAAUGUUGUCAUGGAGCACACUGGAAUACGGAGGGCAAAUGGGUGGAGCUGGAGAGCUUGAUAAUACAUUGGAAGCUAUUAAAUGGGGAACUGAUUAUCUCAUUAAAGCUCAUCCUCAGCCCGAAGUUCUUUACGGAGAGGUAGGAGAUGGGAAUACAGAUCACUACUGUUGGCAGAGACCAGAGGAUAUGACUACAUCACGUCAAGCUUACAGGAUCGACGUUAACAAUCCUGGAUCUGACCUCGCCGGUGAAACGGCCGCCGCCAUGGCUGCCGCUUCUAUUGUUUUCCGACACCGUGACGCUUCUUAUGCCAAGGAGCUUCUAUCUCAUGCUCAACAGCUGUUUGAAUUUGCGGACAAAUACAGAGGGAAAUACGAUGGCAGCAUCUCCGUUGCUCAAAAGUACUACCGAUCAGUCAGUGGAUACGCAGAUGAAUUGCUUUGGGGAGCAGCCUGGUUAUACAAGGCCACCAACAACCCAUAUUACUUAAGCUAUCUGGCUAACAAUGGUGAAGCCCUCGGUGGAACGGGUUGGGCCAUGACCGAAUUCGGAUGGGACGUCAAGUAUGCCGGAGUUCAAACCCUUGUUGCUAAGCUACUCAUGGGAGGGAAAGCAGGUUCAUAUGUAGAUGUGUUUGAAAAGUAUCAAGAAAAGGCAGAGUAUUUCAUGUGUUCUUGUCUAGGAAAAGGAACAAACAAUGUUCAGAAAACACCAGGCGGUCUCAUUUUCAGGCAAAGAUGGAACAACUUGCAGUUUGUAACCAGCGCUUCCUUCCUCCUCACUGUCUACUCCGAUUACUUGUCAUCGGCUAACAAGAACCUCCAUUGUGCCUCCGGCACUGUCUCCCCUGACGAGAUCCUUUCGUUUGCGAAAUCUCAGGUGGACUACAUUCUUGGAGACAAUCCGAGAGCUACUAGUUAUAUGGUUGGAUAUGGAAACAACUACCCACAACAAGUUCAUCACAGGGGAUCUUCAAUUGUUUCGUAUAAGGUUGAUUCGACUUUUGUUACUUGUCGGGGAGGUUAUGCCACUUGGUUUAGUCGUAAGGCUAGUGAUCCGAAUCAACUCACGGGUGCAAUUGUUGGGGGUCCUGAUGCCUACGAUAACUUUGCUGAUCAAAGAGAUAACUAUGAGCAAACUGAACCUGCCACCUAUAACAAUGCUCCUCUCCUCGGCACUCUUGCCCGUUUACAUGGCGGCCAAAGCAGCUAUAACCAGCUCCUACACGAGGAAAUCAUCUUUCCAGCAUCGAAAACAACACAACCUAAUCCAGCUCCUGAAGCCAUAGUCUCACAUGAGAAAAGUACCUUAUCUUCAAUUGACAUUGCCAUUGAACAGAGGAAAACUUCUUCAUGGGAUCACGAGGGGAAGACUUACUACAGAUAUUCGACAACCCUGACGAACAAUUCAGGGAAAACAGUGAAGAAUCUGCAGCUGUCUAUAUCGAAACUCUAUGGUCCUAUAUGGGGGUUGACGAAAUCUGACAUUGUCGCGGAUUCAUACGUGUUCCCAGCUUGGAUGGAAUCAUUACCAUCGGGAAAGAGCUUGGAAUUCGUUUACAUUCAUGCAGCCUCUGAAGCAGACGUAUCAGUUAAAAGUUAUACGUUGGGAUAGAAGAUUACAUUGAGAAAUCUUGAUGGAACUACUAGUACAAAUGUGCAUUACUUUGUUUAGUUUAGUUGUCAGUUACUUGCUGAUGAUGAGUUGUUAGGUUUGAAA